Molecule: messenger RNA, 4836 nt
Organism: Cavia porcellus (domestic guinea pig)
Lineage: Eukaryota; Metazoa; Chordata; Mammalia; Rodentia; Caviidae
Gene: Rundc3b
Product: RUN domain containing 3B
Exons: 11
Coding region: 167-1741 (524 amino acids)
Source: RefSeq, a predicted model, not a curated record
UUGUCUACCCCGUCGGGCUGAGGCGAGCGUGGCUGUUGCGGUGCCUGGUUAGGCCCUGAGGCUGGCGCGCGCCAGCCACCAAGGACCUGCAGGAAGUGGGAGAGACAGUCAGACGCUGGCCCUCGCGCGGCGCUCGGCAGUCGGCCGCGCGCGAGCAUGGUGGUGCAUGCGUGUGUGCGCGCGUGAAUGCGCGCGCGCGUGCGUGGAGCCGGGGAGCGCGCCGGCCGUUCCCGCGCGGUGCCGGUCCCCGGUGGUCACGCGCUCCCCGGCCUCGCGUCCCGCCCGCCGCGGCAGCGGGGCCGGGGCCUGGGACAGGUGCAGGCGCGCGCAGGCGCGCGAGACAAAGACCGGGGCGGACGGCAUGGCGUCCCGCGGCCUGGGGGGUCUGGGCGGGGGCCGCGGCGGUAGCGGCGGCGGCGGCGGCAGCGGCAGGAAGAACCUGAGCGCGCGCAACGCGGCGGUGGAGCGCAGGAACCUCCUCACCGUGUGCAGGUUUUCUGUGAAGACCCUGAUUGAUCGGUCUUGCUUUGAGACAAUUGAUGAUUCUUCUCCAGAAUUUAACAACUUUGCAGCUAUUUUGGAACAGAUUCUAAGCCACCGGCUAAAAGGUCAAGUAACCUGGUUUGGUUAUGAAAGUCCUCGUAGCUUCUGGGACUAUAUCAAAGUGGCUUGCCGGAAAGUUUCACAGAAUUGUAUCUGCAGCAUUGAAAAUAUGGAAAAUGUCAGUUCCUCUAGAGCUAAGGGUAGAGCCUGGAUCAGAGUGGCACUCAUGGAGAAACACUUAUCUGAAUACAUUUCUACAGCUCUGAGAGACUUCAAAACAACCAGGAGGUUUUACGAUGACGGAGCAAUUGUCUUGGGUGAGGAAGCAAAUAUGCUAGCUGGCAUGCUGCUUGGGCUCAAUGCUAUUGAUUUCAGCUUCUGUCUAAAGGGAGAAGGUUUGGAUGGCAGCUUUCCGGCUGUAAUAGACUAUACUCCAUAUCUGAAGUUUACACAAAGUUCUGAUAGUAUCAGCAGUGAUGAGGAGGAGCUCAGGACCUUAGGCAGCAGUGGCAGUGAAAGCAGCACCCCAGAGAAUGUGGGGCCCCCCUUCAUCAUGGAUGACAACAGCUGGUUCAACAAGUGUAAGAGAGUGAGACAGAAGUACCAGCUCACCCUUGAACAGAAGGGUUAUCUUGAAGAACUCUUGCGACUUCGAGAGAACCAACUGUCUGAAUCUGUCUCCCAGAAUAAAAUACUACUUCAGAGGAUUGAAGAUUCUGAUCUUGCCCAUAAAUUAGAGAAGGAGCAAUUAGAAUAUAUCAUUGUGGAACUUCAAGAUCAACUGACUGUGUUAAAGAAUAAUGAUUUAAGAUCACGACAAGAGUUAACUGCCCACCUCACCAACCAGUGGCCUUCCCCAGGAGCUCUGGAUGCCAGUGCUGUUGCCUUGGAUACGUUGCUUUUCCGAAAACACAAUAAACAGUGGUAUGAGAAAAAUUACCAAAAUCUUGACCAGUUUUCAGCCGAAGGUAGCCUUUCGCAGACUUCGCUGGACCCAGGCCAGUCACAAGACGGAGAUGGCAAACAGGACACAUUAAAUUCAAUCAGCGAAGGUAAAGAAGAUACCCCUUCAUUACUCGGUCUCUGUGGGUCUCUAACAUCAGUGGCAAGUUAUAAAUCUCUAACGAGCCUAAAAUCAAAUGACUGUCUUCCAAGUCCUACAACAGAGAUAGCAAGUCCAAGCCCAACUCCAUCCUGAAAAACUUACAGAAAAGCCGGAAGUGUCCAUACUGUACAUGUUCAGUUUACACAAGCUUGACUUCAGGGCAGACCUUUGGAAUUGUAUACAGUGUCGUUCUGGUACAUGUCUGGAAUUGUAUUGCUUAGGGAAUUUCGUGCUCCACGUAAACUUGUAAGGGAAGAAUGUAGUAGUCUUGCCAUUUUUCAUUUUUAAAAACUUGUAUUUGUCAUUGACAAGGUAUUAAAUUCAAUAGGCUUUUCAAGACUUUCAGAGAUUCUCCAAAUUAAAAAGUUCACUGCAAAUUAUACAUUAUUAUUCAACUGACUUUUAUGUAUGUUUAUUCAAGAGACUUGCGCUGUUCCCUUUCCCUCCUUUAUUAGAUGAUUAAAUGUUCCAAAAGAAGGCAACUAAUUAAUUUUACUUCUAUUUAUUUUCUAAACUUGUGCCGUACUUUGGUAACAGGAAGGGCUCUUAGCUGGGACUCCACGGGGGCCUUUGCAGCUUUCCGGGAGCCCACAGCCUUGGCCACUGAGCUGCAUUUCCCGUCACUAGGCUGUUUGUUAGUUCUCAUGUUUGGUACCAACUCAACAUUCCAUUUCACAUUUUAUAAAUUUUGUAGGAUGUGCCUUUUUAGGCAGUCACUAACUUAUUUGUAAAGGUGAUAGGGAAAGUAUUUUGUAUACACGUCUUUGUUUUCUCAAGAUUUUCUUUAAAGAUUAUCAAUUUUAAAAUGUGAUUGAGUAUGCCUGGAAAGUUGACAUUUCCAAAUACAGAAUAAAGAAUGUUGAGAAGUUACAUCAGAAACAUUUCAAGUUCAAUGAAGAAUUUGAAAAGCUUCUGAACAAACAUGUCCAGGGUAACCACUAUACCUACCAAUAAACAUCUGUCUGCUAAACUGUGCUGUUUUUUUCCUGUGCAACAGUGGUGAAUCGUAACAUGUAUGUUUCACAGCCUCUAUCACUAUGCCAUGUCAUUUUAAAACUGAUGUUAAUGUUUGAAAAUCCUUACAUUUCUGGAGGUGGUUUUUUUAAUAAUCCAUAUUGUAAAUCUGUUUGCAAUUUUUGAAAGUUAUAUUUGUCCCAAAAACUCCCACCAUAUCGAAAAUGAAAAUAAAUGAAAUAUAUUUUCUAUAGUAAGUAAUAUGAAGAGAAUAUGGUUAAUUGUGCCAAAGAAAUUUUAUAUAUUGUUUAUAUGAGGAGGCCACAAUACUUAUUGGGAAUUUCAUAUGGUAUUUUUAUUUAAUAAAAUACUACAUUCAAAUAUAGUAGCUUUGACACAUGAAGAAUGCUCCAUCUAAUACAAUUUUUUGUGAGAGCUGAAUUUACCACAUUCAUUCUUUAUUUUAGAAAUGUAAGACUGUGAUGGUUCUCUGUAGUAGUUAGAGCUUAGUCUCAUAAUCCAGAAUAUAAAAUUCUAAGGUCAGUUUUACAUGUGAGACAGUCCACCAAACAGUGUCAUUUCAGGAUCAAAGGAGGACUGGAAGCCCUUGAGUUAUCUUAGAUAUGCCAGAGCAUUCUCAGAGCUUUAUUCUUUUAGUUUAACUCUUGUAGAAAUGUAAAUAUUCCUGAGAAAUGGCAUCUGUCCCUUUAAUCUACUCUCAAUUCUGUAUACUAUAUAAAGAAUGACAAAUCCAAAGCAGUUUUUAAUCUGCAUGGGAGGUGGAAGAAAGGCAUCAAAUGAAGAACUCUGGGAGGGCAGAGUGCAGAAAUGGAUGAGGGGAAGUUGGGGAAUUUUAGGCUGACUUUGAGUACAAUUGCUGCUUGCCUAAAAAGUGUCAGGAUGUUGAAAUGAUUUAUCUGUGAUCCAUACUCAGCUGACAUUUAUGUCCUUUAGUAACUAAACAAAACUGUCAAAUGUCUCCACACAUUUUUAUAAAUGUAUAAGGAAAUUCAAGAUUACUAAUUGGUAGUUUUUCAGAUUUAUCUAAUGAAAACUAAUUUGUGCACCUUAAUGUGCUGAUAAAUGCAGAUUUAAACAUGACAUCUGAGGAUCAUAAUUCUUCCUCCUUUCUUGGAGAUCUCACUAUAAAAUUCAUUUGCUAUUGUGAAAUCAGAUUUCUACACGAUGUAUUUCACACUGUUUAUAAGUAGUUUGUAAAUGUUGCAUGAAGAAACAAUGUAUGUCUCAAACUUUGAUUUUAGAUUAGUGGUUUUUUUUAUUACCUCCCAAAAGAACACUGAAAAUGUCGGUAUUUCCAUUUGUAUUUUGUUGCUUUGAUGUACUAUACUUGUUGCAUGUAUAUUAAAGAUUUUGUACCAUGAAGAAAUGACCUUUUUUCCUAACCAAGUUACCUGAUUGAAAUUGUACACUGAAUUUUUGUUUAAACUGUGGUAAAUGUUCACAUUUCUAAUAUACUAAUAUAUACUAUAUUUAGAUAAAUCCUUAUUUCAACUUGAAUACUAUUCUUUAUAAAUUCAUUAAUGUGUAACAUAACAUUCCAGUCAGUGAUAGCCAACAUAUAUGACAGUGGUCUCACAAGAUUACAAUGGAGUUGAAAAAUUCCUAUCACAAGUGACACUGCAGCUUUUGUAUUGUGGCUGACACAAGAAAAGUUCUGAGAUGCAUUUUAUUUCAAAGAUGAAAAGGAGGAAAAAGAGGAAGAAGAAAAGAAAGGGAAAGAAGGAGGAGAAAAAAAAAGUUCUGAGAUGACCUAAAUUUAAUUACAAGGGUAGAGAUAGAAGAAAAGGUAGCAGAAGGCAGUCUGUUAACAGCUUGCAGGUAAAACCCAAGACAAGACUGUUCACAUUUCUGAAAGUAGGUCGAAACUUUGACUUAAAUCCCAUCACUUCCCACCACAAGGCCACUAUCACCUGUGUAAGCAUAAACUUAACCCCAGCCAAUCCAGAGUGGUACUUCCCUGUUACUACCACCCUACUCUCAGCCUUCCCCUACUCCAGCGUUGUAUGCUGUCCCCCACCCAUCUGUAGCCAAUGUGGAUUUCAUUUAUCCUUUCAUUCCUCAAAGGUUUGUUGUAAAACAUUUAGCUCCAGACUAAUGAACAUUUUUCCAACUAUCAGUCUUGUUGCUGGGAGUUGUGGAAACUUGUCCCAAGACCUGGUCCUUUUUCUGGCUAGCAUCUGUAAGAGAUUAAUAAACUCUUUUCUUCCAAAGAA